This is a messenger RNA of Oldenlandia corymbosa var. corymbosa, 4473 nucleotides long. Lineage: Eukaryota; Viridiplantae; Streptophyta; Magnoliopsida; Gentianales; Rubiaceae. The record is from the annotation of a GenBank genome assembly.
AUGGAGGAACUGCAUCAUUUCAGCCACCCGCAGCAUCCCUUGAAACUUACUGAAGCCCAUCAUGAUGAAGCUGGGACUUCCAAAUUGUGCAAUGGCUGUCCGAAACCAAUACAUUCAAAAGAAGGGGAACCCAUUUUCAGCUGUGAAGAAUGCCAAUUCUACCUUCAUAAAAGAUGUGCAGAGCUGCCGGUGGAGAUUACAGAGCAUCCCCUGCAUCCUCAUCAUAGGCUCAAACUUCUUGCAGAGCCGCCAUAUCCGAAAGACGGUCCGCGCUGCUUUUGUGAUGGAUGUUACCAAGUAUGUGAAACUGAUAGCUUCAUCUACCAUUGUUCUUGGACAUCUUGCAAUUUUGAUCUGCACAUCUCCUGCGCUUUUCCGGAUCCGAAAUUGGAUCAUCCGGGUCAUGAACAUCCAUUGAUAUUUCUGAAAAAACCUUCCAUAUUCUGCUGUGAUGCUUGUGGGUCAGAAAGUAAAGGGCAAGCUUAUGUUUGUGUUAUAUGCCAAAUAUGGAUCCACAUGAGUUGUGCACAAUUACCAAGCAUCGCCCAUGGACACGACCAUAAUCACCCUCUUACUCUGUCCUAUUGUGUUCCUAAUGAUUUGAGGAAAUACGAAAUUCCCUGUGAUUAUUGCUUCGGGAAAAUACCAUCUAAGAACUGGGUUUAUUACUGUGGCCCUUGUAGGUACAUUCUUCAUCUUGAUUGCUUGGGGAGAUGCAGAAAACCACCAGAAGGAACGUCCAACCUUGGUAAAGAUGGUGAUAAAGAGAAAGAUUUGGUGAAGAUGCCAACACGCGACAUGGUAGAAGUAAUCAAACAUGUUUUGCAGAAACAACAGGGGAAGGAAAUCCUAAAAAUUCCCAAAUUUGUGUACGUCAUGCGCUGCGCACAUCGGCUAAUUCUCGCGAAUGUGAAGAAUGAUCCGAGCUCGAAAGAUGCAGAAAUCACAUGCCAUCGAUGCGCCGACCCAAUCGUCUCUGAGUGCUGUAAAUGUUCACAAUGCAAUUACUUCAUCCACUUGACCUGUGCUCAAUUGCCUGAAAAGUUGAACUACCCGCGCCAUGAUCCUAAAUUGUUUCUUUUGAUAUAUGUGUGGGGUAUGUUUGAGUGUUACGCUUGCAAAUUGGAUUGCAAUGGCUACUUGUACCAGUGCCAAACUUGUGUGCCGUACCGUUUUGAUAGCGUAAAUCACAGGUGGGAUAAGCAUCCGCUUCAGCUAAGUAUUCCUCCUUUCAGUGAUCGACCCGGCGAAUUCUAUUGCGAGAUCUGCGAAGAAGAAAUUCAUCCGAGGAGGUGGCACUACCAUUGUAAAGAAUGCGAUCAAUCUUUUCAUCCUCGUUGUAUACCUAAAGUCCUGUACCGGAACUGUACUUUCGGUGGCACUCUUGAAAUGGGUUCACAUCCGCAUCCUCUGAAAUUCAUCCGGGAAGGUGGUUAUCAUUCAAGGUGUGAUUCUUGUCGGGAACUCAUGUAUGAUAAAAGGGGGAACCCAUUUUCAGCUGCGAGGAAUGCAAAUUUCUUCCUUCACAAAAGAUGUGCAGAGUUGCCUUUGGACAUCAAGGAUCAUCCCCUGCAUCCUCAUCAUAAACUCAAACUUUUCGCAGAGCUGCCUUACCUGAAAGAUAAAUACCGGUGCUUUUGUGAUGGAUGUUAUCAAGUCUGUGAUAGUUGCUUCAUCUACCAUUGUUCUUGGAUAUCUUGGCAUUUUGAUCUCCACAUCUGCUGCACUUUUCCGGAUCCGAAAUUGGAUCAUCCGGGUCAUGAACAUCCAUUGAUGUUUCUGCAAAAACCUUCCCAUCUUCAGUGUGCCCUGUUACCAAGAAUCAACUACACGGACGAUCACAAUCACCCUCUGUCUCUGUCCUAUUGUGUUCCAAUUGAGUUUCGGAGAUAUGAUAGUCCCUGCGAAUAUUGUUUCGGGAAGAUUGCGUUUCAGAAUUGGGUUUAUUAUUGUGGUCCUUGUAGAUUCAUGAACUUUGCAGUUCUGGACAUUCUUACUCAGAUGAUGGCAGUUAAUACUCAAAAGAAACAACAAGGAAAGGAAAUUCUACCGGUUCCCAAAAUUACGAAUGGCAGUCAAAUCGCGUGCAACCGAUGCGCCGAACCAAUCAUCUCCGACUGCUGUAAAUGCCCACAAUGCAAUUAUUUCGUCCACUUUACCUGUGCUCAAUUGCCAGAAAAGUUGAAGUACCUAAACCAUGACCCUAAGCUGCAUCUUCUUGUCUACAUUUGGGGAAUGUUCAAGUGUUUCGCUUGCGAUUUGGAUUGCAAUGGCUACUUGUACGAGUACCACCAUUUUGUUCCACGCCGUUGGGAUGUUAAGUAUGCUUUAUUGCCCACCAAACUGAUGCAUAAAUCACACCAACACCCUCUUUUACAAAAUCAUCAAAGGAGUACCGAUUAUAGCAGCAAAUGUUCUUCCUGUGGCAAGCCAACUGGAAGUUUGUUCUACUCUUGUCCUAAUUGCCGUUUCUAUUUGGAUUACCAGUGUGUCACGCUUCCGGAGAUUGUCAAUUAUAGGUGGGAUAAACAUCCGCUUCAGCUGAGCAUCCCUCCUUUCAGUGAUCGUCCUGGCGAUUUCUAUUGCGAGAUUUGCGAAGAAGAAAUUCAUCCUAGAAGGUGGCAUUACCAUUGUAAGGAAUGCGAUCAAUCUUUUCACCCUCGUUGUAUACCUAAAGUCUUGUACCGGAACUGCAUUUUUGGUGGCACUCUGGAAUUUGGUUCACAUCCACAUCCUCUAAAAUUCGUCCGAGAAGGCGGUUAUUACUCAAGGUGUGGUUCUUGUCCGGAACUCAUGUAUGACAAACUGCUGUUCUUCGCCGUGGCUUUCUCGGCGGUGCCGUUGACCUUGUACGUCCCGCCGAUUCGGAGCUUCAACUUGUUUGUGGAGUCGGUUGAGCACUUUUUCCGGCAAACCACCGUUCACACUGUUCGGUUCUGCCCCCGUCUCCGUCUCGCCUUUACCAGGGUGUUGUAUGAAUUCCAGUCUUACUACGAUGCCACGGCGUUCUUGGAAGUGGCCAAUGAUGUCUCCCAUGACCUCAAAUUCUCUCAAUCUGAAGCUCCUUUCUCCUAUGCAUGUGCUCCCCUGUGCUAUCUUCUCGGUGUUCUUACUGCUGCCCGGAUGGCGGAUUGGAUCGGCAGGCGGUUCACCUUACUUUUCAGCGCCACCAUCUUAUUUGUUGGGUCAGUUUUGAUGGUAUCUGCCACUAACUUUCCUGUCUUCAUGGUUGGCCGCUUUUGCUCCGCCCUCGGAGAUGGUUAUGCUCUUAUGGUACCUGCCCUGUAUAUAGCAGAAAUCUCCCCUGUUUCGUCGCGCCGUGGAUUCCUUACUUCUUUCCCUGAAGCGUUCACCAGUAUUGGGUCUUUGUUUGGAGGGGUUGCAAUGUAUUGGUUGCCGAAGAUUUCAGCUCACUCGGGUUGGCGCUUCAUAGUUGGAAUUGUUGCAGUUCCAUCAAUGUUCUUAUGUAUUGGCUUGUUUACUACGAUUUCGGAGUCGCCAUAUUGGCUGGUGAUGAAAGAUCGUCUGGAUGAUGCUAAACGAAUUCUAGACAAAACUUCAGCUUCACUUGAAGAAUCCCAAUUGAGAUUGGAAGAAAUGAUUAAGGCCCCUGGUAUCCCUGAUGAAAACGUUUCUGCUAAUGCGAAAAGUGCUAAAUUUUGUGUUGCGUUGAAAGAAUUGAUCAUUCGUCCAACUCCAUCUGUUCGACAAAUGUUUGUGACGGCCUUAGCCUUACAUUUCGUGCAAGUAGCAUGCGGGGUCAACAUCACGAUCAAUCAGUUCAGCACGAAUAUUUUCGAACAAGCAGGCGUCACAACGGAAAGCCAUCAGCAAUUCAUCAGUUACGCGUUUGGACUCGCCGGAAUCGGGAGCAAUUUAGUCGCCACAGUAUUGGUAGACAAGGCCGGACGGCGAACUCUGCUCUUGCACAGCGUUGCUGGAACGGCAUUUUCGUUAUUUGGACUUGCCGUUGGACUAACUGUCAUUCAUAAUCACCCUGGUCAGAAAGUAACUUGGGCAUUAGCAAUGUGCAUCAUCAGUUCAUUGUCUUGUACCGUAUUUUACUCCAUCGGGAUCGGUCCGAUUGCAGUGAUUUACAGUUCUGAGGUUUUCCCUCAAAGGUUGAGAGCCGUAGGGAUUGGAACGGUGGAAGCAAUCAAUGUUUUCACUGGUUGGAUUGUGUUGAUUAGCUCUAUAUUAUUAGUAACAUUACCAAUCUUCCCGACCUUCAAUGUUGGUUUGCUUUUCUUUUCGUAUGCGGUGGUUUCGUUUUCAGGUUGGAUUUUCAUUUACUUGUUUGUUCCUGAAACAAAAGAUGCUUCUCUUGAGGAGAUGGAGACAUUAUUUCCAGGCCUUGGAUCGUUCUGUUUUCAGAGGAUUAAAAACUCGAUCCGACACAUGAGCCAGAGUCGUUAUAUGCAGGCUUUCUUCCUUUAUACAUUGUACACUAGGUAUUCUGUAUCACUGUUUUAG